Schistocerca americana (American grasshopper) is the source of this 559-nucleotide messenger RNA. RefSeq lists its product as uncharacterized. The transcript has 3 exons. The record is from RefSeq and is a predicted model, not a curated record. The coding region runs from base 153 to 509 and encodes 118 amino acids. NCBI's taxonomy places the organism in Eukaryota, Metazoa, Arthropoda, Insecta, Orthoptera, Acrididae.
UGUUUGGAAUCUGAUGUAAUAGUUACUUGCAGUACAGUAUAUGUAUAUACUAUCUUUCAGUACCUAUCAAUUUUGCCUCAAUUGUGAUAUGAAAUUUAUUUGCAGGGCUUGACACCAAAAAUCACUUGCAUGUUGUAGAACAACCACACAGUAUGUUAUGGCAGUCAGGUAUUCAUCAUGGUGCAUCAGGGCUGGACAUGAACCAGUUUGUUGCUGUGCAGCAUGGUUAUGCCAUACCAAUUGUGCAGCACAGCACAACAGGGCUUGACACCCACAAUCAGGUCCAUGUUGAACAACCACACACUAUGCCAUGGCAGCCUGGUGUUCAUCAUGGUGCGUCAUGUGCGUGUAAAGUAAAUCCAAUGGAGAUAACAUUAUUUGAUUAUAAUGAAAUUCUGAAUUUAUAUAUGUAUAAUGGAACUGUAGUUAGCCAAAAAAACUACGUUAUCCUUAAAGGCAAAUGUAGAAGCUGUUUGACCCCAAAAUGGUUAUUUCAGACAAACAGAUAAGGGUCAUAAAAGAAAGUCUAUGCCUCAGAGGAGUCUGUUUUCUACCAAGA